AUGGCGGAAUUCGCGAAGAAGUUCAUCGUUGAAAGGGGUAGUGGAGCUUACAGGGACUUCAUUAAGGACUUGCGCGUUGAAUUGAGAGAGACCUUUUCACACAAUAUUCAUGCUGAGAAUUCGACGGGGCAACCUCUACUUGGACGCCUACCAAAUGGAGAAUUCUUAGUGGUUGAAGUUCGGGCGUACUUCUCUCUUACUUCUCCGCAUCGAAUUCCCAGAUCCAGUUUCUUGGGUUACGAUGGUGGCUACAAUGCCCUGGAACAUGUUUCCGGACAAGGUAUGAACAACAUAGCCCUUGGCCGGAUCGCACUCACUAAUGCCAUAAAUGGACUGGCUACCUCCCUGAUCUCCUCUGCAAAUCGCGCAAGGUCACUGAUCAUCAUGAUUCAAAUGAUCUGCGAAUCGAUUAGAUUCACCCAUAUCUCUGACCUUCUCGCUGCCACGUUCAGCAACAAUAGUUCUUCGCCACCUCCUAAUUGGAUGCUGGCACUAGUCCGUAGCUGGGGACUCCUCUCUACCACAUUGCUGCUAGCCGAUGCUAAUCACGCUGCUUUCUUCCGACCUUCGCAACCCAACGAUAUGAAUGUCAUGUCCGCUCUGGACGCGGUUGCUGCACUUGGCAUCUUGCUCAGAAGCAUCUAG
Camellia sinensis is the source of this 645-nucleotide messenger RNA. The record is from RefSeq and is a predicted model, not a curated record. NCBI's taxonomy places the organism in Eukaryota, Viridiplantae, Streptophyta, Magnoliopsida, Ericales, Theaceae.